Daldinia vernicosa is the source of this 1157-nucleotide messenger RNA. RefSeq lists its product as uncharacterized. Lineage: Eukaryota; Fungi; Ascomycota; Sordariomycetes; Xylariales; Hypoxylaceae. The record is from RefSeq and is a predicted model, not a curated record. Bases 260 to 1096 code for a protein of 278 amino acids. The transcript has 2 exons.
AGGAAUGGUUGAGACGGACCCUGUAUCAAGGAGUUCCAUCAGCCUUGUGUCCUGGCGUCGGGGAUGUUUCUUUCGUUUUGCGUUUCUCUUUUCUUUUCAGCUAGUUAACGUUAGCUAUUCUUUAAUAGAUAUUCGUUUGUUCCUCUCGUUUCUCCUAAGAUCUACACUAUAUAACUAUUGUAAUCCUGUUCUCUACCCAUUUGCUAUCGCAUUGAUUUCAUUUACCCUAUUCUUCUAGCGCAGAUCGUGAGAGUCCAAGAUGUUUACAAGCUUGACUACAAAGCUGGCGAUGAAGAAGGUUGGGCUGUCGAGCGACGCUCUGGACUUCUCUUCGUCCAAAUCCAGCAAAUCCAACGACGGUUCCGUGCCAGGUCUCGAUGACUUGGAAGGAUCUAAUUCAAGCUGGCCGGCGUGGAUGAGUACGAAAAAACUUCCCCUUACUGCGCAAGCCUGGUUAUCGCCAGUUCCUCCUCCGGUUCCCAUUGCCGAGUGCCCUAAACCGGGUGACCUAGCUCCCAUCGAUAGAGAUCGCCAACUUUCCUUUGGUGGUGGAAAGCCGACCAUAGUUCUCUUCCUCCGCUGCGUAGGAUGUGCCUUUGCGCAAAAGUCCUUCUUAGCCCUCAGAGACCUCGCCAUAAAAAACCAAGGCAGACUGAGGUGCAUAGCCGUGUCACAUUCUUCACGGGAUGCAACACGCAAGUGGCUUGAUAUACUGGGCGGUGCGUGGAACGUCGAAGUAGUCAUCGACGAAGACCGCGCCAUCUACGCCGCGUGGGGGUUAGGGCUGGGAAGUAUAUGGUACAUGUUCAACCCCACCACGCAAAUACAGGGCUGGAAGGAGAAGGGCUGGCUGGGCAUAAAAGUAGCCAAUUCCGUUCAGCGGACAAGCAGCUUCAAACAAGGCACUCCUAGCACCGAGUCAGCAGAUGAAAAUGAGGGGCCGUCGACAGUCAUGGGGAAUAAAUGGCAACAGUCUGGGCUGUUUGCUAUCGACGGGCACGGAGUAGUAAUAUGGGCUACAAAAGCAGUCCGCGCGGAUGACAUGAUGGAUCUAAGUGCCGCAGCAACGGCGAUUGGUAUCCAACCAGCCGACUAGGAUAUGCUAAAGUGUAAUGAACGCAUGAAUGGACGAAAUGAAUAUAAUAACUUGUACUACC